UCAGUGUCUGAUGAUGAAUUUCCCCAUGAAUCAUUAUCACUCAGUUCUAAUUUACUAUCGCUGUUCUCUAGCUGGUCUAAAAUCGUUUUUGACCUAAAGGGACGCUUUUUGGACGCCAUGGACUUUUCUCAGUUUCCAGGCAGAAAGAACAGUAAAAAUGCAGACAGAGCACAGGACAAAGCACUAGGGACAAAAUGUAUGUGAAAUGGUUUUAUAUAGUAAUGUUAUACUAUGAGAUUUUAGUGUAUUGACAAAAAUGACAUUUUUUAAAAAAUUCAAAUUUUCCCCGCCGGUUCCGUCGCGCCGUACGUCCGACGUCACAGGGACCGGAACACAGAAGCCGGAUUCCGGCAUCGGCGGAGGAGAUGGCCGGGGACGCUGGAGAGGACACA
This is a messenger RNA of Staurois parvus, 392 nucleotides long. The record is from the annotation of a GenBank genome assembly. NCBI's taxonomy places the organism in Eukaryota, Metazoa, Chordata, Amphibia, Anura, Ranidae.